GGAGGGCUUAAUGCCCCAAAACAGACAGCAGGAGGAAAGACUAAAGCAGCUCCAUUCUUCAGCCAGAUCAGUCUCCAUUCCUCUAGGACACAGCUUUAUCAAAGAGGUUUUUACCUUCACAACAGCUCCAUAAAGGCAAGAAAAUGGAACACGAUCAUAACACUACAUUAAACCACAAUGAAACGCCGUGGUUCUAUGAAUGUAGCGUCAACCUGGACCAGGACUCUCAGCGCAUUGCGCUCUUCCUGCUCUACCUGUUCCUGUUCAUGGUGGGUUUGGUGGAGAACUGCCUGGUGAUUUGGGUAAACUGGCGUAGGCGACACUCAGCCAGCGGUGUGCUCUUCUGUGUUCUCAACAUCAGCUUGUCUGACCUGAUGGUGGUUUUCACCAUGCCAUUCUUCAUGCUGGAGAUGGCAAUGUCAGAUGUUUGGGUUUGGGGCCGAUUCCUGUGCAAGGUGACGCACCUCAUCUACGUCAUCAACUUUUACAGCAGCUCCUUCUUCCUGGCCUUCAUGACUCUGGAGAGGUACCUGACCGUAGCGCGGCCGACCACACCCUCCUGCUUUCCACUGCAGCCCAGGCACCGGCGAUGGCUGCUGUGUGCCGGAGUGUGGCUUCUGUCCUUGGUGUUGGCGCUGCUAGAAAAUGUACACGUGGAUGUGUUUGAGUGGCAUGAACCCGGCUGCUUUUUGAUGCCUGAGAAAAACUUCACUGAGUGGUAUCUCUCCCUCACCUUCUUCUCCCUUACCUUUCAGCUGUUGGGUCCUGCGUCAGUCAUCAUCACCUGUAACAUCCUGAUAGCACGGGCCAUACGGGCCUCUCCGGACAUCCAGAAUCACAGAGAUAUUUGGCUGUUGCAUGUGUACUCACUGGUCUUCAUGGCCUGCUGGCUACCUUACCAUUUUGUGAUGUUUCUGCUGUUGGUGGACGUCCUGGACCCGUUCCUGAUGUCCUGCAAUGCUACAAUUGUACUGUUAUUUGCUUACAGCUUGGUACAGUGCAUCUCGCUCUUUCAUUGCAUUGCUAACCCCAUUCUCUAUAACUUCCUGAGCAAGAGCUUUCGUGCCAAUCUCAUUAACGAUAUUCUUUCCCGUAUUUCCUCACCACCACUUGGCAGCGUAGACAAUGCAGCCGAUGGUGUGGGGAGGUCACAACAGAAGGAGCGAAAGCUCAGCAAUGCCAGCACCAGUCACUCAGAGAUAGAAUCCUAAGAAGGGAAGUUCCCAUUAAGUCAUAAUGAGGUCUCCUGAGAGAGCGUCACCUAAUUCAUGGCGCUGUGAAACAUCAUCAAGUCCUCCAUAUAACUUUCAUUUGUCUUAACACCUCCACAUAGCAGAGGAGACUAUUUUAAAAUAAUUGAAAAAGGGUUUUGGUAUCAUGGUCCCUAUAAAAAUGUUGCCAGUUUCUCAGUGCAAUGACAUAGCUAUUCUGAAAGAACAUUUUAAGACAUUUUAAGGUUUGUUUUUAUUGCUUGUAAACAGUGGAGCUGGAAGGACCAAACGGAAUGGAGUCAAAUGUCCAUGUAAAGAAAGGUUAAGGGUUCCUGUUAGUAGUUUUAAAGCAGGAAGGAAAAUAUGUCCCUGCAUCCCACUCCACAGGAAGCGAUGGCAUUACUACUGAGGAACAUGCCACAUGCCACAGAUUAAAGGAAGUGCCACAAUCAACAUUUGCAGAUGAUGAUCUGUUCACUGGACACUGCUUUAUUGCUAAAACUUAUUGCUCUACUUUUAUUUACCUUUAUGAACCUUUAUUUAAAACAGCAAUGUAAAAAAGUUAUUGUUUUGUUGUGUUUUUUUUUGUCUUGUUUUAAUAAAUGCUCUUUUCACAA
Messenger RNA from Hemibagrus wyckioides, 1828 nucleotides. It is a transcript of the gene ackr5, whose product is annotated as G protein-coupled receptor 182. Bases 144 to 1211 code for a protein of 355 amino acids. The record is from RefSeq and is a predicted model, not a curated record. NCBI's taxonomy places the organism in Eukaryota, Metazoa, Chordata, Actinopteri, Siluriformes, Bagridae. Gene Ontology annotation, molecular function: G protein-coupled receptor activity. Gene Ontology annotation, biological process: G protein-coupled receptor signaling pathway. Gene Ontology annotation, cellular component: membrane. The transcript has 2 exons.